Cherax quadricarinatus is the source of this 2507-nucleotide messenger RNA. RefSeq names its product protein sprouty-like. Lineage: Eukaryota; Metazoa; Arthropoda; Malacostraca; Decapoda; Parastacidae. The record is from RefSeq and is a predicted model, not a curated record. Gene Ontology annotation, cellular component: cytosol; membrane. Gene Ontology annotation, biological process: animal organ development; negative regulation of Ras protein signal transduction; negative regulation of fibroblast growth factor receptor signaling pathway.
CUUCUGCAGUUCCAUAUGAUUGAGUAUUGUGGAGCGGCGGCUGAGGUCAGGAUGGCAGCCGUGUGCGCCCGCUGAUGUCGCAGGAUGGCGGCAGCCAAGGCGGGGGCGGCGCGGGCGGCUGUGGGGGGUCGGGCACCGCCAGCAGCCCCCAGGAUAGUGCCAUCACUCUCUCCGUGCCCCGCCCCGACCACCAGCGCACCACCAACCUCUACGUUGAUACCCCAUUCAAGCACCGGGUGGCACCCCGUGCCCGCCACGGCCACCACCACGCCUCCACACCUUCCCGCGUCCACCUUGAUCUGGCUCUUGUGCACGGCGCCCCUGCCCGCUCUAGCGGCAAGCGGCCCUCCAAGCUCACACCCACCGCCCAUACCAGCGUGACCACGGCGCCCGUCAAGGGCAGCAGGAGCGGCAGCUCAAUGCUACAGCAGCAACAGCAACAGCCGGCCGGCAGCCGCACCCCAGUCAUUAGUAAACAGCCGACGGCCAUCACCUUUACUAAGGGUGGGCGGGAGGACGCUGAUGGGGAGAGUAUCAUCUGUUCGUGGUGUGGGCGGUGUAGGUGUGAGGCGUGCACCAGGCCGCGCCCACCGCCCGCAGCCUGGCUCUGCCGCAACAAGUGCCUCUGCUCACCCGCAGCCGCAGUCGACUAUGCGUCGUGCCUGUGCUGCGUGAAGGGCAUUCUAUACCACUGCGGGAAAGAUGGCGAGGCCGGUCUUGCCGCAGCGGCAGACCAGCCAUGCUCAUGCGGUGGCGGGCAGGCUGCGGCAGGGUGGGUAUGCUUGGCACUAGCCUCCAUCCCGCUGCCCUGCCUCCUCUGCUACUGGCCGCUGACAGGGGCACGGCGGCUGCUGGAGCUGAGCUAUCAGCGGUGCACCAGCCACGGCUGCCGCUGCCCGCAAGGCCGCAGCCCACAAGGCCGCAGCCCGCGGCUCCAUCCACCGCCACCCCUACCACCACCAGAAAAGCGGCCGCUGCAUGACUGUGCGUGAGGUGGCCUUCCCCCCCCCCCCCAUCUGCUGCACAGGCUGCCCCACUGCCCAUGGUGGGCGGCCCGGGCCACCCUAUGAAGCUUUAAUACCCCCCAGGGUGGCCGGCCGGCCCGGGUCGCCCCCACCCCCACACAGCCACCAGGAGGGCAGCAUCAGGGGGGGGCGCGUUGCUGGUGCUGGUGGCGUGGGCGCGCGCCCUCCCCCUAGUCAAGGGCGCCGCGGGCAACAUUCAGGGAUCACGGGCGUGCGGGCGGGGUGGUAGCUACCACCCACACAUCAUUAAUUUAUUCAACGGUUCAUCAUGGUGUUACUCGUGGGUGGAGGCAUGUUGGAAUGGCAGCGCCGCCCACAGUGGGCGGGGGAGGGCGUCACACACACUACUAUUACUGCUACUACCACUCCAGGACGCCCUUCGUUUCCACGCCCACUAGCGCCACUGCUGGUGUGGGCGCUACACCCCCGACCAGGGCCCCGGGUCGCCCCCUUUUCCUGGGCGGCUCUACCAGGGGUAACUACAAGGGCUGGCCACGCCAGUAUCUUCAAGUGGGCCCCCACAACCUUCUAGUGGACCACCCCCACAAUAUUCUGGUGGACCACCCCCACUACCUUCUAGUGGACCACACACAGUACCUUCUAGUGGGCCGCACAGUACCUUCUAGUGGGCCGCACAGUACCUUCUAGUGGACCACCCCCCAGUACCUUCUUGUGGACCACACAGUACCUUCUAGUGGACCACCCCCCAGUACCUUCUUGUGGACCACACAGUACCUUCUAGUGGACCACCCCCAGUACCUUCUAGUCGAUCAGUUUAUGUUAUUGCGAGGAUGUUAUUGUGGCGAAAAUCAGGCCCGAUCUGGCUCUUCCUUUUCCCUAAUUCCCUUGUGUGAAGUGACUAGAGGAGGGGAGUCUACUCUCCUGGCUCCCUCCUUCCCCUCCCCCGAGAAUCCUCAGUGACUCGUGGAGGGAGUAUACCCUUCUUCCCUCCCUCCAGUGACUAGUGCGCCAAAACAGGAGUCGAGCAUGAGGGAACGUCAGCUAAUAUGAGGCUGUGUGUCUGCCUGUCGUUAAUAAUGUGUGAUUGAGGGACCUCAUCCUGGCUUCCAAUGAAUGGAAACGUGUACCAUAGGAGGAGAGCUAGUGGUAUUACGGACAUAAGUCACUACUACUGGGUGUUACGGACACACAUCACUGCUGGGUGAAACUCUGGAUGUUAUAAGGACCCUUUUUUUUUAGGAGGUGGAAGGUGAGAAGCGGAGAAGGAUGGUGAACACUCACCAUUUUUAUUCCUGCCUCACAUAAAGUUGUGGCCAGCACAACACCCUCUUCACCCUCCCCACUCACAAGUGGACCUCAGCACAGACGAACACAAUUACCAUACACUAGCAAAAUGCCAUGAGAAAGUUCCCUUCAUAAAAUAAUUAUUUGUUCACUAGUGUGCUUAUGAAAGAAUAUAAAUUCAAGGAUAUAUAUAUAUAUAUAUAUAUAUAUAUAUAUAUAUAUAUAUAUAUAUAUAUA